Molecule: messenger RNA, 1856 nt
Organism: Mus pahari (shrew mouse)
Lineage: Eukaryota; Metazoa; Chordata; Mammalia; Rodentia; Muridae
Gene: Bin2
Product: bridging integrator 2
Exons: 11
Coding region: 1-1545 (514 amino acids)
Biological process (GO): phagocytosis, engulfment; plasma membrane tubulation; podosome assembly
Cellular component (GO): podosome; plasma membrane; phagocytic cup
Molecular function (GO): phospholipid binding; protein binding
Source: RefSeq, a predicted model, not a curated record
AUGGCAGAGGGCAAGGCGGGCGGAGCGGCUGGCCUCUUCGCCAAGCAGAUGCAGAAGAAGUUCAGCAGGGCCCAGGAGAAGGUUCUGCAGAAAUUGGGGAAAACUGUAGAAACCAAAGAUGAGCGAUUUGAACAAAGUGCCAGCAACUUCUACCAACAGCAGGCAGAAGGUCACAAGUUGUACAAGGAUCUGAAGAACUUCCUUAGCGCAGUCAAAGUGAUGCAUGAAAGCUCAAAGAGAGUAUCAGAGACCCUGCAGGAGGUCUACAGCAGCGACUGGGAUGGACAUGAGGACCUGAAGGCCAUCGUGGGGAACAAUGACCUCCUUUGGGAAGACUAUGAAGAGAAACUGGCUGACCAGGCUUUGAGGACCAUGGAGAAUUAUGUGUCGCAGUUCAGCGAGGUUAAGGAGAGGAUUGCCAAGCGGGGUCGGAAACUGGUAGACUACGAUAGUGCCCGCCACCACCUGGAGGCCGUGCAGAAUGCUAAGAAGAAGGAUGAAACCAAGAUGGCCAAGGCAGAGGAAGACUUCAGCAAGGCCCAGAUUGUAUUUGAAGAUCUGAACCAGGAACUCCUGGAGGAGCUGCCUAUUCUUUAUAACAGUCGUAUUGGCUGCUAUGUGACCGUCUUCCAAAACAUUUCCAACCUGAGAGAUGUCUUCUACAGGGAGAUGAGCAAGCUGAACCACAAUCUCUACGAAGUGAUGAGCAAACUGGAGAAGCAGCAUUCCAACAAAGUCUUUGUGGUGAAGGGCCUGUCAAGCAGCAGCAGACGCUCCUUAGUCAUCUCUCCCCCAGUACAAAGCUGUGCAGCCCCCAGCCCUGUCAGCCCCACCAGCCCCACCAGUCCCGCCAGCCCGGUGACCUCACCCACUAGCCCCUCUGCGACCAGUGAGCGGGAGUCUGUCUCAGCCGCGGGAGAGGAGCUGACCUCUGCGGCAGGGGGAGAGGACAGCUGUGAGAGCGAAGAGUCCUUAAAGGAUGAGGAAGUGGACGAAGCCCAGUCAGAAACAAGCUCUUCAGAGGAGGAGGACGAGGAGGACGAGGAGGACGAGGAAGACGAGGAAGACAAGGAGGAUGAGGAAGAGCCUCUACCAGCCUGCAACGGCCCCACCCCCGCCCCAGCCUCUCCUGCAGCUGAGGUCAAGUCCCAGGAGAAAGCUGCUCAGAGCUCCCCAGCUCCGUCUCUGGGCAGAGGUCAGACAGGGAAGGAUGCUCCUUCCCCAGGAGAUGUGGUCCUCCGUGCCCGCGCCUCCAGUGAGGGAGCAGAGCAGAGCAAAAGCGCAGCAUCCAUCCAGAGGACGUCGGCCCCGCCCAGCAGGCCUCCGCCACCCAGAGCCUCAGGCAGCGGGCCCAGCAGCUCCCCAGGUUCUGCAGAGGGCUCGCAGCUGUGCAGCCCCAGGGCCUCCUCAGACGCCUCUUCCAAUCCAGAACCACCAGAGACCAGAGAAAAGGAAGGCACUAGCAGCUCAGGCCCAGAAGAGCCCCAUGCCGCCUCCACCAAGAGCGCCACCCAGGUAUUUACCAGUGAAAACACAGAACUCUGAAGAGCAACUGCCAAGGACCUAAGCUCGUCUGCCCAGAGAAGUUUCUCAAGCAGAAGGCCAAGGGUACAAGCCACAUCCAAGCCACGUUCUCAGGCAGUAUGAAUUCGUACCCUCAGAGACCCGCCCGCCAUUGCUGGCGUCUGCACCAGCUGGAGGGAAGGAGGAGGGCACCACACACACGGAGCAUUUUACCAGAGGCUUGAGCAGUGAUAAUAGAAGCAGGGCUGUAAUGAUGCCACAGAAAAGCCUCCUUGGGCACGCCCACACGGUCAGAGGACAUCUGUCCAGCUAGCCCCUCACUUGGCAAAGAG